UUGGCUGCGGGCUGCUGGCUCCGCUUGCUCCGCUCACCCGCACUGCUCGACUCUCCGGGCCGCGCUCCCCGCCGCCGCCACGAUGAGGGUGCUGGGACACAAGAUCGAGCUGCUGACAGGGCUCCUACUGCACGACGUGACCAUGGCCGGGCUGCAAGAGCUGCGAUUCCCAGAGGAGAAGCCCCUGCUUCGCGGCCAGGAUGUUACCGAGCUGGAGAACCCUGACACCUUCCUCUCCACUGUGGACACGGACUGGAAGGAACAUGACAUUGAGACGCCUUAUGGGCUUCUCCACGUGGUGAUCCGCGGCUCCCCCAAGGGCAACCGCCCAGCCAUCUUCACCUACCAUGACGUGGGCCUAAACCACAAGCUGUGUUUCAACACCUUCUUCAACUUCGAGGACAUGCAGGAGAUCACCAAGCACUUUGUGGUGUGCCACGUGGAUGCCCCCGGACAGCAGGUGGGGGCGUCGCAGUUUCCUCAAGGGUACCAGUUCCCCUCCAUGGAGCAGCUGGCUGCCAUGCUCCCCAGCGUGGUACAGCACUUUGGGUUCAAGUACAUUAUUGGCAUCGGAGUGGGAGCCGGAGCCUAUGUGCUGGCCAAGUUUGCACUCAUCUUCCCUGACCUGGUGGAGGGGCUGGUGCUCAUGAACAUCGACCCCAAUGGCAAAGGCUGGAUUGACUGGGCUGCCACCAAGCUCUCUGGCCUGACCAGCACUUUGCCAGACACGGUGCUCUCCCACCUCUUCAGCCAGGAGGAGCUGGUGAACAACACGGAGCUGGUGCAGAGCUACCGGCAGCAGAUCGGGAAUGUGGUGAACCAGGCCAACCUGCAGCUCUUCUGGAACAUGUACAACAGCCGAAGAGACCUGGACAUUAACCGGCCUGGGACAGUGCCCAAUGCCAAGACGCUCCGCUGCCCGGUGAUGCUGGUGGUUGGGGACAACGCACCUGCUGAGGAUGGGGUGGUUGAAUGCAACUCCAAAAUGGACCCAACCUCCACGACCUUCCUGAAGAUGGCAGAUUCCGGGGGACUCCCUCAGGUCACACAGCCGGGGAAGCUGACCGAGGCCUUCAAAUACUUCCUGCAAGGCAUGGGCUACAAUCUUCACUGUGUUCUGUGUCUCCCUGCCCCCGCCACUCUGGCUCUGUCUUCUCUCUCAGUUGCAUACUUGAAGGACCGAAGGCUGAGUGGAGGAGCAGUGCCCUCUGCCAGCAUGACCCGCCUGGCACGCUCCCGCACCGCAUCUCUUACCAGUGCCAGCUCUGUGGAUGGCAGCCGCCCGCAGCCCUGCACCCACUUGGAGAGCAGCGAGGGGCUGGGCCAGGUCAACCACACCAUGGAGGUGUCCUGCUGAAGCCCUUGGUCCUGCCCAGGAUGCUCACCUGCCCUCCCGCCCACAUCAAGGCCCCACUGCCAUCCCUGUGCCAGCUCAUUUUCCCUUUAUUUUUGUGAGGGUGAACAGGAGGAAUUGGAGUCACUUCUCUUUUCGUUUAAAAAAAAAAUGAGGGAUCCACCUUGGGUGCUGCAGCAGAACAGUCUUCAGAUGGUUUGAGGGGCUCCCCCACCCAUCUCCUUCACGGUGUUGACUGCCUUGGCCCCUCUCGUCCAGCCCCACGGCCCAGGCACAGUUAUGGCCACCUUGGGCAGGGCAGGAGGGGUGGCUAAGGAAAGAGCUGGAGUCCUUCCUGGGCCAGGAUCACCCCCAAAUUAAAGCCCUUGGCAGGAGGGGGAAGAUGGAUGGGGUUUUGAGAUGAUUGUUGCUGGGCUCCAACCCUGAUGCAGAAACCUGGAGAUAGCAGCUGGGGCACCGAAGACCCUGUCUGUCCCUUCAACCCCCCAAGCACAUGGGGUUCUGAUGGGUAGCAUAGGUGAUGGCCACCUGCACUGUAGCCACAGUUCACAGCUGUUGUUCUGGUGCACUGUGGGCUGGCUGGUGCUGUGGAGCUGGGCAGGUGGGGGCUGAAGAUAGAACCACACAUUCGGCCUCCUCUUGGCCCUGUCCCAUUCUGAGCCAAGGUCUCCCUGAGGCAGAAGUCAUUUGGUCCUCUCUCCCUAGUGACUUGGCUGGGGGCAGAGGGAAAGGCUGGGGUUGCUCUUGGAUAACACGUGUACCUCUGAGGACUUCAGGGUGACUGCUAUGAAAUCAGCAGGGGGCCAGAGGCAGGAUAGCUGAAAACUCCUGUAGACCUAGUUGCCUGGGUUUCCAAAGGGUGGCCACUCAGCAGCGGCAGCACUGAGGGGGUCAGUUUCCCAGGAGGGACCAGCCCUGGGCAGCAGCUAGGCUGCUAGAGGGGCCAUGGCUGGGGCUCAUUGAGUCCUGGGGCGGGGGCUGAAGGUUCUUGAAGUGAACAGGGCCAGGUAGGGGAGAAAGGCUUCACACACCCCAGCCCCCUCCUGCCACCUAAGCCCAGGACUGUGCCAUUUAUUUCUGUCCCUGACAGCCAGAAACCAGAGCCAGUUGUCUUAGACCCUAAAUCAACUAUCACAAAACCCCAAAUGGCAGGAAGAAAGCGCUGAAAAAACUGAAGGGCUGUGGAGGUGGGGAGAGGGUGGGGGGUGUUCUGAGGCUGAGAGGACACCCAGAUCCACGUCACUGGCACGUGUCACCCCUUCCAUGAUGUUAAGCAAUGGCUAGACGGAGGCCCUGGUGGAGUGUAGUCUGCCCCGGUUCUGCUCACUCACGUGCUUCCUUUGAAUAUUGAAUGUGACUUUAAAGCUGGUAGAAUUAACCCCUCUUACUGUAGAUAGCACUGCGAGUACUGUUUUUUUCCUUUUUUUGCUGUGUUCUUUCAGAUGAGAUAUAUAAAUAUCUAUACAUUAUAUAAAUAUAUGUAUAUUGGGUCUUCCUGCCUGUGGUUUUCCCUCAGAGGUUGUCUCUUCUUUGGUCAAGGUGAACUUUCAAUGGAGUUUAUUAUUUUCCUCUCUGUACAAAGUUAGCCUACUUUUGUGUAUUCUGGUAGUUGAUGUUAUUAGAUUUUGAGAUGACAAAAUGUAAAACAAAAACCCUUGUCAAUGUAGAAAGUUAACUGUGCUGAAAAACUAAUAAACUAAGAAGAGCGCGA
Heterocephalus glaber (naked mole-rat) is the source of this 3065-nucleotide messenger RNA. RefSeq names its product NDRG family member 4 (gene Ndrg4). The record is from RefSeq and is a predicted model, not a curated record. Lineage: Eukaryota; Metazoa; Chordata; Mammalia; Rodentia; Bathyergidae.